AUGGAAGAAGAGCUCAAAUGCCCCGUAUGCGGGUCGCUCUUCCGGGAGCCCAUCAUCCUGCCCUGCUCGCACAAUGUCUGCCUGCCCUGCGCUCGCACGAUCGCCGUGCAGACGCCGGAGACCGAGCAGCACCGCGGCGGCGGCGGCGGCGGGAGCGGGGCGGACCACGCGGACAAGCUGAGCUUGCACAGCGAGACCGACAGCGGCUACGGCUCCUACACCCCGAGCCUUAAGUCUCCCAACGGGGUGCGGGUUCUGCCUCUGGUUCCGCCUCCUCCGGGCUCGUCGGCGGCAGCUGCGGCGGCGCCCCGAGGAGGAAGCACCAGCUCCUCGCUGACUUGCCCGCAGUGUCAUCGCAGCGCCUCGCUGGACCACCGCGGCCUGCGCGGCUUCCAGCGCAACCGGCUGUUAGAAGCCAUCGUGCAGCGCUACCAGCAGGGCCGCGCCGCCGUCUCGGCCGCCGCCAAGUGCCAGCUGUGCGACCGCAGCCCCCCCGAGGCGGCCGCUGUCAUGUGCGAGCAGUGCGAGGUGCUCUACUGCGCGGCCUGCCAGGUCAAGUGCCACCCGUCCCGGGGGCCCUUCGCCAAGCACCGCUUGGUGCCUCCGCCCAGCCAGCAGGGCGCCCCCAGCGGAGCGGCUGCAGCUCGGAAGCCCCCCACCUGCACCGAUCACGAGCUGGAGAACUACAGCAUGUACUGCGUAACCUGCCGCAACCCGGUCUGCUACCAGUGCCUGGAAGAAGGCAAGCACGCCAAGCACGAGGUGAAGGCCCUAGGAGCCAUGUGGAAGCAGCACAAGGCGCAACUUUCUCAGGCUCUAAAUGGCAUUUCGGAUAAAGCAAAAGAAGCAAAAGAAUUUCUGGUUCAGCUGAAAAAUAUUUUACAGCAGAUACAGGAAAAUGGCUUGGAUUAUGAAGCUUGUCUAGUGGCUCAGUGUGAUGCUUUGGUGGAUGCUUUGACUCGUCAGAAAGCAAAACUGCUCACAAAAGUCACCAAAGAGCGUGAGCACAAGCUAAAGGUUGUAUGGGACCAGAUAAAUCACUGCACUUUGAAACUGCGUCAGUCUACAGGGCUCAUGGAGUAUUGUCUUGAAGUAAUCAAAGAAAAUGAUCCUUCUGGAUUUUUGCAGAUUUCAGAUGCUUUAAUCAAACGUGUCCAAGUGUCUCAGGAGCAGUGGGUCAAAGGAGCUCUGGAACCAAAAGUGUCAGCUGAAUUUGAUCUGACUUUGGAUAGUGAACCCUUGCUGCAGUCAAUUCAUCAGCUGGACUUCAUUCAGAUGAAAUUUUCUGUUUCAGUGCCGCCGGUCCCGCUGCUGCAGCUGGAGAAGUGCUGUACCCGAAACAACAGUGUGACCCUGGCCUGGAGGAUGCCUCCUUUCAGCCACAACCCAGUGGAGGGGUACAUCUUGGAACUUGAUGAUGGAGAUGGCGGCCAAUUCCGAGAAGUGUAUGUUGGCAAGGAGACCCUGUGCACUAUCGAUGGUCUUCAUUUUAACAGUACCUACAAUGCAAGAGUCAAAGCCUUUAAUUCUUCAGGAGUGGGGCCAUAUAGCAAGACUGUUGUUUUACAGACCUCUGAUGGUGAGUGA
This is a messenger RNA of Varanus komodoensis (Komodo dragon), 1587 nucleotides long. It is a transcript of the gene TRIM67, whose product is annotated as tripartite motif containing 67. Bases 1 to 1587 code for a protein of 528 amino acids. The record is from RefSeq and is a predicted model, not a curated record. The transcript has 9 exons. Lineage: Eukaryota; Metazoa; Chordata; Lepidosauria; Squamata; Varanidae. Gene Ontology annotation, molecular function: protein binding; zinc ion binding.